AUGGCUGCCAGGUUGAGAUCCCCGAUGAUCGGAAUUGAUCUUGGAACCGGAUACUCGAGCGUGGGCGUCUGGAAUAGAGAGAGUAACUGUGUGGAAAUCAUCGCCGACAAGAAGGGCAACACCAGGAUUCCGAAUUCUAUGGUGUUUACCAAGACUCACUGUCAGUUUGGUGUUUCUGGCGACAUGGAGGACCAGCUUUCAAUCGAUCCCGACAACACCAUAGUCUCCAAUGUCAAAAGGUUAAUAGGCAGGAGAGACAAAAGCCUUAUAUUCAGAAGAUUUCCAUAUAUUCAGAGUGAUUUGCAUCAAUAUCCUUUCCAGGUCACUGCCAACUCUAUUGGCAUGCCUACGGUCGCAUUUAAUUAUAAGGGAGAACCGAAACAGUUGUAUGUCGAAGCAAUUUCUGCCAUGGUGGUCAGCAAUUUGGUUGAGAUUGUUAAGACUCAUCCUAGCAUCACGCAUGUGAGCGAUGCAGUCAUUACUGUACCUUGCUACUUCACCACCUCCCAGAGAGGUGCUACCAUAGACGCUGCACGCAUGGCCGGCCUACAAUACGUGCAUAUUGUCAAUGACUCCACCGCUGCAGCUCUUGCGUAUGGUUUUAAAGGUAAAGUGCAUGCAGAGCGCGAGCAGAAGAACCUUUUGGUUUUUGAUCUUGGUGCGGGGAGUUUAGACGUGUCUCUUGUUAGGAUAGAGAACGGUAGAUAUCAGGUUAUAGCCUGUAUUGGAGACACACACUUGGGUGGAAAUGAUUUUGACAAGAGAAUGGUAGAUCUCUUUGUGCAAGAGUUCCAGAAUGAUCACAAGGAGGACAUCAGUGCAAAUCCAAGGGCUGUUAGGAGGUUAGCAAUAGCCUAUGAGAGUGCUAAGAGGACUCUGUCAUCCAGAGAAAUAAACCAGGCUACUAUUCAUAUUGAUUCGCUGGUCGAUGGUAUCAACUUCGAUAAAACUAUUACUAGGGACACAUGUGAUCAGAUAAACAUGGAUUUGUACCACAAGUGUGUAAAGCUAGUUGAUGAAUGUUUAAAAGAUGCUGCUAUAGACACAAGUAGUGUCUCCGAUGUUUUGCUCCUAGGUGGUUCCUCAAAGAUUCCUAUGCUGCAAGAACUUCUGGAAUCUUUCUUCAAGGGGACUCGAGUGAGCAUCCACAGAGACGAAGAAGAAUUGGUCGCUUAUGGUGCAGCUCUUUUGGGUGCAAUGUUAACCAUUGACACAGAUGAGGUGCAAUCUCUGUCAAUCUGUGAUGUAGCUACACUGUCUGUGAGUCGUGUAACCUCUAGCCCGAUAAAUCGAAUACUACCUGCAAAACUAAAGAAGUUAGAUGUUUUCAACAGGAAGACCGCCAUUUUUCCAAGGAAGACUCCCCUCCCAACCAAAAAGGAACAAAAUUACUCCAUCUCCUCACAUAACUUUUGGUUCCAUAGAGAGAAAAGGUACAAGUUGACUCUUUAUGAGGGUCAUGACCAGAUGGAUCUUCUGGGGACAUUCGAGUUUACUGGAAUUCCAAAGGGUGCUUCUAAGAUCACUGUUUCGUUUGAAAUAAACCACAGUGGAUUCUUGUUUGUUACUGCCGAGGCUGACAACGUAAGGAUUGAGGUAACCUGUAAGAGAGGCCGAUUGACCGACUACCUCGAUGUGCACCAUCUCAACUCAGAGGUCAGGAAUUACAUGCAAUCAGCAGUGUACUAG
Messenger RNA from Rosa rugosa (rugosa rose), 1689 nucleotides. RefSeq names its product heat shock cognate 70 kDa protein-like. The record is from RefSeq and is a predicted model, not a curated record. Bases 1 to 1689 code for a protein of 562 amino acids. Gene Ontology annotation, biological process: cellular response to unfolded protein; protein refolding. Gene Ontology annotation, molecular function: ATP-dependent protein folding chaperone; misfolded protein binding; ATP hydrolysis activity. Gene Ontology annotation, cellular component: cytoplasm. NCBI's taxonomy places the organism in Eukaryota, Viridiplantae, Streptophyta, Magnoliopsida, Rosales, Rosaceae. The transcript has 2 exons.